AUGACGCUGAAAAUGGUUGAGAAGAUCCUGCAGGUGUCCGACGAGCUCAACUUAGGCUUGCGGACAGAUGAUGUUACACAUCUGGGGCGAAGUGCAGUCUUCCCGUUCUCCUCCCCGCCGGCUUUGUGCGACGAGGAAAGGCUGCUUCAGCAAAUUCUGCUAGAAACCGGAGAUGCGUUCGCCACUUCGUCUGCGGCACGGGACUUUGCAACGGCCACACUGGUGCAGCAUGGCAUUGGAUCGAAGUCUUUUCUGACCCUGGGCGAAGGUGACCUCGAGCAGAUGCAUUUCGACGACACCGAAGACGAAGUGUUGGCAAGAGCACGCGACUUGGUGGCGAAUGCAAUGAUGGAGCCGCGGCGCGUUGAAGCAGUUUCCCUGUGGAUCUCAGAAGAGCUGCUAUGCCAGGACGUCCUCCAUCAAGUGUGGGAAAAGCUGAAGCUGAAGGCAGAAUGGGCGGAGAUUUCAAGCCGCUGGAGCCAGAACUUCACGCCGCCACCGCGCAAGUCGAAGAACCAGAAGAUGCGGCAGAAGGAGGGUUUAGGGUUUAGGGGUUUAGGGUUCAGGGUUUUGGGGUAG
Molecule: messenger RNA, 579 nt
Organism: Symbiodinium natans
Lineage: Eukaryota; Dinophyceae; Suessiales; Symbiodiniaceae
Source: the annotation of a GenBank genome assembly